Patiria miniata (bat star) is the source of this 5924-nucleotide messenger RNA. Its product is annotated as neuron navigator 3-like. Gene Ontology annotation, molecular function: protein binding. Gene Ontology annotation, biological process: neurogenesis; nervous system development. The transcript is spliced from 13 exons. NCBI's taxonomy places the organism in Eukaryota, Metazoa, Echinodermata, Asteroidea, Valvatida, Asterinidae. The record is from RefSeq and is a predicted model, not a curated record. Bases 492 to 5909 code for a protein of 1805 amino acids.
UGCUUGUUUGGAAGAUUUUGAAACCACAAGACCACAAUGCCUGCCUUGUCUUCUGAAGACUCCCCACAAACUGCCCCAUGUUGAUUGGGAGACCAUUGUGAGAGAUUAUUUUGGUUACAUUUUUGGUACAAACCAGUUACCUCUGAGAAGCACAGAUGUGAGUUGUUAGCAGUAGGCAAAGUUUGGAGCUCUUUUAGAUUCCUAAUGUGUGUAGAUGUGGAAUAAAUGCAGCCAGUUUGCUUUGGAAGGAAACAGUUUCCCAACAACUUUUAUUUUAUGGAAAUACAUGAAUUGUGACUCCAUUAUCAUUUAUCGGUUUCAAGAUCUAUACAGACUGGGCCAAUCACUUCUUGGAGAAGGCGGGGCGCAGAAAUCUCAUUGCUGACCUCCAAGUAGACAUCACCAAUGGGGUGCUCCUAGCUCAAGUAAUUGAGGCUGUCAUCGAUGAGAGGGUCGUGGAUAUCAACCCAGGCCCUCGCACUGCCAAUCAGAUGAUUGAAAACAUCGAUAAGUGUCUACACUGUCUGUCAGCUAGGGGCGUGAACACGCAGGGCCUUCUUGCCAAAGAUAUCCGCGAGGGCAACCUGAAAGCAGUACUCGGUCUCUUCUUCGCCCUGUCACGAUUCAAGCAACAACUCCAACAGCAGCAGCAGCAGCAGAAGCAAGCCAGCCAACAGGCCAGACAGCAACAAGCAACUCACAGCAAGCUGACUACGUCAGCAGGAACAACUCAACAAUACAAAGUGCAAUAUUCAUCAUCGUCAGCAGCGGCGACUUCGCAGCAGCGACAUCAGCAGCAGUCGAAGCAACUCGCUGCACCUACAACUCAGGCAGGACAGAAACGGCAGACGGCGUCGUCACAGAAACAGCCGGGCAAUUUGCAAUCGCAGUCAUCAGUGCAACGUCAACCCACCGCCAAACCCCAGGCCACACCCAGGUCAGCAUCCCAAGUCAGACCCCCCUCAGCAAGCAGCAAGUCUUACGGCACCACGCCUUCCCCAUACCAGACGGGGUCCAACAAGCCCCAGGGGCGGCCGGGCGGGGCUAGCACUCAGCUUGGAGCACAGCAGCGUAAGCAGGGCUCCUCCACAACGUCACUCGCUUCAUCAAGGCUUGAGCGAAUGAGAGCUACCUCUCAAAAAAGCAACUCAUCCUCUCAUCGCAACUCAUCCUCCUCCGACAUGAGUUCCCGCAUCCCGACGUUCAGCAAGGUGUCACGUCCCGCUGCAGGGUCAGGGGUCCCCCAGAGGGGUCAACUGGAAAAGGGACGAGUGCCUUCAGCAUCCCCAGCCCAAAAUCAACAAGGUGCAAUACAAACUAGUACUACAACUACCUCAACUCAGGGUUCGUCUCUACCAAACGGUGCCUCACCCGCAAGCAAUCUCCAACCCCCGUCACGGACAGCCAGCCAGAUCCGUGCACCCUCAUCAAGCUCGACCAAAACCAGCGGCAGCUCACAGUCAAAACAGCAGAAACAGCAAUCCAAGCAACAGCAGCAACGGCAACCGCCAGCACAACACCACCAGCAACAACAACCACAACAUGAACAACAACAACAGCAGUCGCAACAGACUCCCAAAAGCCCCAACAAGAGCUCCAUGCUCACCAAACUGAAAUUCUUUGGAAAGGAACACGCUGGUAAAGAACCUCACAGUGCUCCAAAGAGCAAAGGUGCUGCCGGUAAAUCAGCCAUCAAUGGCAACAAUAGCAGCAGCUCGGAGUCUGCAGCCUCGACAGCAGCAACUCAACCACCUAGAGAGGCUUCUUCAGGGACCAGAACCAGAACUCCUGCCCAGGAACAGUCAGCAACACCGCAGGAUAAAUCAAGGACAGGAAGCGGUCUUAAGAAGCACGGAAGCAACUCCAGCAUCGGCACCACAGCAAGCAAUACCUCCUCAUCGGGUGUAGGUCCUUCGUCGGGCACAGGUGCUCAGAGCACUGUCUCAUCUCCUGGGUCCAGUCUGGGGUCAAGCAGUCCGAAGAAUGCCCUGAAGGCAGUUGCUCAAAAGACCAUCGGGAGAGCAUUUGGAGGUGGGAAGGCUAAACCGCCAACCAAAUUACAGCCGAGAGAACUGGGUAAGCUUCCCAUCAAAGAGGGAUCUGAUCUGGGAGUGCGUGGUGAGCCUGUUGGAGCUUCGGAUAACCAAAAAGGUGAGGCACCAAGGAACAACGACGUUGCUUCAAAACCAGCGCCUAAAUCCAAACUAUCACCACCUGGGAGUAAAACCUCCAGUAGCAAACAGAUGCCAACAUCAACCUCAAAGACAAAACUGCCAGUGGCCAACCAAACUCCAUCUCAGGGCUCGUCGCAGAGUUUGCCUUCCAACCGCAACAUUGCGAAGUCCAACUCGUCAGCUGCCAGCCAGAAAACAGGUUUGAAGACACCCACUUCAUAUCAGACUUUCCCUAAAAACUCCAAUGUGAAUGGUACAAAGCAAGAGGAAAGGGAUGGGGGUGUGCCGUUCACAAGAGCUGGUGCCUACAGUACUUUCCCUGGCCCUGGAAACUCAAAGCAAAAGAACGUAGACGUGUCAUCCAAACAUGACAAGAGCCCUCACGACGAGAAGCAGAAAAAACAAGCCAGUUGUAAACCAAAGAGUUCAUCUCGGUCACCAGAUUCAAAUCGCCCCCUGCCUGCGUCACCAAGCCACAGUGCAUCUCAACGGUCCCCUGCUAACACAGCGACAGUUGCGCCAUUUAAUUACAUCGGUUGCCGGCCAAUGUCCAAGGAGUGUAGUGAUAUGAGCAUUGCGAGCACCAGCGUCAGCGAGUCCUCAAUUGGCAGCACUCCUAUUCAGAGCCAGACCAGCGUAUCUUCCGGAAACAGCAUUUCCUCUGAAAACAGCGUAAUCUACAAACCCAGGGAAGAUGCCAACGACUACUGCACAUCAGUCUACAAGAACGACAAAGUUGUGACGACAUUUGGGACUCCACCAUCCCAACCCCGAUCGUUGAAGGGAUACGGUGACGUCAGACCCAACACAAUGGACCUGACUGUCAUGAACGUCCAACACAACCAGCCAAGCUCCAGAACCACCAAGGAGACAACAUUCGGAGACAGCGUAACAACUCAGCUACGUAACCACCGCUCUCCGACUGGCUCUUCCAAGGGCGCCAUGAACUCAUCCCCACAAGGUUCCCCACGGUCCCAACGCUCGGCCAUCGCAACCUACGGUGCCUCAGCUGCUCGAUUAAACAACCUCAGUUCCCUCCCACUCCAAAUACCCUCCAUGCCCGUCCAAAGUGAGGCUCCGUACUCAGCCUACUCCUACCGCAGCGGAGGGGUCCCCCAACGGUUUGUCCCUGCCCCUUCUUUAACCCGUCUCUAUGGUAACUCGAUGCGUCGCACAACUUCCAACCGUUCACAUCUGAGCGACUUACAGUUCACCGAGCAGCCCAUCCUAGAUGACGGCGAUGAUUUAUACGAUGAAGACGUCGGCAGCGGAUAUGUCAGCGAUGGUGACAUUCUACACCGUAACGCCCAGCUUAGCGACAUUGCUAGUGGUUACAUGAGCGAGGGAGGUGGUUACCUGUACGCCAAGAGACUGGGUACCGGUGGAAGCAGGCUGCGUGAUGGCAUGGCAGCAGUCAGAGAGUUUCUGCAGAAAACUGUCGACCUCAGUGAUGAAGACAGUAUUGACGACAGCAGCUCUAUAAGCAGUGGGAUAAGUGACACCAUCGCUGAGAUCAGCACCGAUGAGAACAUCACUGGCUCUUCCAUCAGCUGUUCCUCCUCCCAGGCAUCCUGCAACCUCCUCACCAGGGACGGCAUCAAGCGAGGGCGUGCUUCAUCCGACGACAGCCGUUCACCGGGAAGUUCGGCACGGAACUCUUGCGAAUCCGGCAAAAACCUAGAGAUCUUUGGCGACGGAGGGAUACCCAUUGACUGUGGAAAAUCCUCGCCCCAGAGGCGGGCAUUGGAAGAAGCGCGCCGGAAAAAUGGCGAGAAUUCGCCUCGCAGAAACGCUCUGAAUAAGAGUAUACUGAAGGAGGCUACAUCUGGUGGACAGUCACCGAAACGUAACAGUAACGGAAGGAACGGCAAAGGGAGUAAGAACGAUCAAGGUAAGGGCAAGAAGUCUAAAGGAGACUCAUGUAAGUCGGAAAGCCAGAAAGGACAGAGUAAGAUGAGUGGAUAUCCUGAGAGGGGGACGCUUGCAUCGCCAACGGGACGGAGUGGCAUCCCACCACCGCCUCCAAGUUGGCAACGUAGCCUGGAUCGUAUUCAAGUCCGACAGUCACAGGCUGCUAGGCGUGCUGAUCCAAGCCUCUCUCCAAGCCUGCCGAGGUCUAGAACUGGUGGGGUCAAGUAUGAGAAUGGGUCAGGGACGCUGGAUCGCAGAAGCGGUGCCCGAAACAGCCAGAGGAAUAAAGAUGAACAGGAGAUCCCUUGCGCUCAAGAUUCCAGAAAGAUGGCAGCUGGUCGAGCUCCAGGCAUGCCUGGGUUUGGGUUCCGACCGGCAGGAGCACCAGCAACGUCAAGCUCUGCAACCACUCCUGGCAGUAAGACUGCCGUCACACCUUCCAAGACUGGCAACUUUGGAUUCCCAGGGAGCAGCAGUAGGUCUGGCCGGGUAGGUGGCUCCCUCAGCGGCUCAGAAUCAGCUCCUGAGAGAGGCAGCAUCAGAAUGAAAUCUGGCCAGAGAGCAGGGCAGAAACCAGGCCAGAAGACAAGCCCGACGUCUCCUCCAGGUACCAAUGCCAAGGCUGACGUGAAUGCAAACACAGAAGCCAAGAAGAAUCAAAGAAACCAGGAGAGGAUGGCAACAGGACUGCUGUCUCCAACUGGAUCAGAAUCUGGCAAAGUCAAGAUGGGAGGCAGCAAGACUGCCCUUUCUUCCAGCCCUUCGCUCAAGCAGCUCUUUGGCCGCAAACCAGAAGGUGCCAAGACACCAGGAAGCGCCUCCCAAGAUACCAUCAUCUCAAACCCCCACGCCACUCUGGCCAAGCAUGGAACAUCACCUCCCCGCCACCCACCCACAACCACCCACAACCAAUUUGCAGCUCCAGUCGGCGCUCCCCGCCGAUCCUCAACAAACAUGUCCGCAGACCUCUCCCUGACCAAGACCCCUUACUCUGAUGCCUUACGCUACAGCGGCUACCUAAGCGAUAGCUAUUCAGGAGCCCGUGACAGUGGGCUUGGGUCUCUCCACGCCGGUAUGAUGGGUCCUUACGCCCGAGCCAACAUGCACCCCAGCUCUCUCUCAACCUUAAACAGGUCCGAGAGCGGCAGCAUGGAGUCCCUCGACUCCAACAACUCCAGCUCUCUAUCCAUGACGAGCCGCGCUACAAGUGAACGCUACGGUUUGACCUCGCCAUCCUCCAAUGGUCCAUCACCGCAUCACAGAGCACAGCCUGACAAGAUGUUGAGUAUCUCCCUCUCAGGAAAGGACGCAGAGGAAACGGCUUGGCUGCGAGCUAACGGUUACCCUACCACAACUGAUGGGGCUCCUCCGCUAUCACCAGCAAGCUCCACUGCCUCUCAGCCUGUCGGCCAAUUCUUUGCCAUCCCUGGCAUGAACCAAAGCAAUUCAGCCAUGGUGCGCUCCAACAGCAUGUCAGCCAGCAGCUACACACAGGGCGCCUACAGCAACCCUCGCCUGCGCAAUAACAGCGUCUCGCUGGAUGAACGCCAGAGGAUGGCGCUCAGCAUGGGCACGUUCUGUCGGGAUCAGGAUAGCGAGUUGCAUGGAUCAGCAUUGUCACUGGCAUCCCAGGGUUCAUCGCUGUAUGCUGCAAUUCAUCCGGAUGAGAAGGCCGGUGAGAUCCGUCGCUUGAAGCGAGAGCUGGACCGGGAACAAGAAAGAGUGGGCAACCUCUCCAAUCAACUCAACACAAAUGUAAGUCCACUUGCUUUUAUUCUUGUCUUUUGUGAGUACUAUGCUGGGGCUAACUAUGGCAGGUUUUAAAAAGAUAAUGAAAUC